CACUGGUGCAUCUCCAACUUUCCAACAUCAUGGCACAAUUCGAGCAAAUCACCUGCUUCAUUAUUUUUGUGUUUGCAAUAUGCCUACUAACAACUUCAGCAUCCGAAGGUUCUGAUGACAUAUUGACCUGUACAGAAAAGGCACAAAACUGGUUAAACCAUGGGGGAGAUAUAUACAACAGAAGAUACGCCAGCAUGGAGCAGAAGAUCAGCGUUGAGAGUGUUUGGAACCUAAGUUUGAAGUGGAAGAUGAACGCAGGAAAAGACAUAACUGCAACCCCUGCAAUUUUCGAUGGCACACUCUACUUUCCAUGUUGGAAUGGGGAGAUUUUUGCAGUGAGAGCAAGAGAUGGUUCUGUGGUGUGGAAGCAGAACUUGGGGAAGUUAACGGGGCUAACUGCAACGGGGUUUGUGGAAGGUGUUAACUGGACAGUGGCAAGAGCAACGCCAACCAUAGCAGGUGAUGAUCAUGAUCUUCUGGUGGUCGGAAUAUAUGGUCCUGCGGUUGUUAUUGCUGUGAAAAGAUCGACAGGGAAGUUGGUGUGGCAGACACGUUUGGACAGCCAUAACUCCAGCGUUGUCACUAUGUCUGGAACCUAUUACAAAGGGGCUUAUUAUGUUGGGACAUCUUCACUAGAAGAAGUUGGCCUAAAAAUAGAAGAAUGUUGCACAUUUAGGGGCAGCUUGUCAAAGCUAGAUAUCCAAUCUGGUGCCAUUUUGUGGCAAACAUUCAUGUUGCCUGAUAAUCAUGGAGAAAUAGGAGACUAUGCUGGAGCAGCAGUUUGGGGAAGUAGCCCUUCAAUAGAUGCCUCAAGGAACCACAUAUACAUUGCCACCGGAAACUUGUAUUCUGCCCCUUUGCACACACGCCAAUGUCAACAAAAAGAGAAUAACUUAACACAACCCACUCAUCCUGACGAGUGUGUUGAGCCAGACAAUAAGUCUGAUUCAAUUCUUGCCCUAGACUUGGACAGUGGCAAAAUCGAAUGGUUCCACCAAUUGGGAGGAUAUGACAUAUGGAUCCUUUCGUGCUUUAAUUUGUCUACGCCUAAAUGUCCACCUGGUCCUAACCCAGAUGCUGAUUUUGGGGAGGCACCGAUGGUGCUCACGAUUGAUGUAAAUGGAACAAAACAAGACGUUGUUGUUGCUGUUCAAAAGAGUGGUUUUGCUUGGGCGUUGCACCGCGAUAACGGCAGGCUCAUUUGGUCUACGGAAGCUGGACCAGGUGGGGUUGCAGGAGGUGGAACAUGGGGAGCAGCAAGUGACAAAGAAAGGGUAUACACUAACAUUGUAAAUUCAGAUGGCAAGAACUUCACUCUUAGACCAUCGAACAAGACUACUACUAGUGGAGGGUGGGUGGCAAUGGACGCAAGCAGUGGCAAGACCUUGUGGUCCACAGCCAACCCUAGUAAUGCCACCGCUAGUGGUCCUGUUACUGUAGCUAAUGGCAUUGUCUUUGCUGGUUCAACAAAUCAAAAAGGACCUAUUUAUGCAAUCAAUGCUAAGACUGGCCAAAUUUUAUGGUCCUAUGAGACUGGAUCCACAGUGUAUGGUGGCAUGUCCGUCAGUGAUGGGUGUAUUUAUUUUGGAAAUGGAUAUAAGAUAGGUAAUGGACUCAAUCUUGGAAAUUUUACUUCUGGAACUUCGCUUUUUGCCUUUUGUGUCGUCUAAGCAAAAAUCUAUGUAUUUAGUGGUGGAAAUAAAGAAGCAUGAUCAUCAUCAUGUCAUAUCAUAUUUUAUGGUUUUUAAAUAAGAAAGGCUCAUAACGAGCACUACAAGAAGUUGGAGUGUUGGACCAACAUAUAUAUUUGUAAUUCUAUUGUCUCAAAUCUUU
Molecule: messenger RNA, 1833 nt
Organism: Cajanus cajan (pigeon pea)
Lineage: Eukaryota; Viridiplantae; Streptophyta; Magnoliopsida; Fabales; Fabaceae
Source: RefSeq, a predicted model, not a curated record